AUGGUGGGCUUUGAGGUUUCAAAAGACCAAUGCAAGGAUGCAGUGACCUUUGAGGAUGUGCAUGUGAACUUCACUCAUGAGGAGUGGGCUUUGCUGGAUCCUUCCCAGAAGAGUCUCUACAAAGAUGUGAUGCUGGAAACCUACUGGAACCUCACUGUUGUGGGUUAUAAAUGGGAAGACCACAACACUGAACAUUGUCAAAGUUCUAGAAGACAAACAAGAUAA
This is a messenger RNA of Meriones unguiculatus (Mongolian gerbil), 225 nucleotides long. RefSeq names its product zinc finger protein 431-like. Gene Ontology annotation, biological process: regulation of DNA-templated transcription. The record is from RefSeq and is a predicted model, not a curated record. The transcript is spliced from 3 exons. The coding region runs from base 1 to 225 and encodes 74 amino acids. NCBI's taxonomy places the organism in Eukaryota, Metazoa, Chordata, Mammalia, Rodentia, Muridae.